Molecule: messenger RNA, 7507 nt
Organism: Callorhinchus milii (elephant shark)
Lineage: Eukaryota; Metazoa; Chordata; Chondrichthyes; Chimaeriformes; Callorhinchidae
Gene: amotl1
Product: angiomotin like 1
Exons: 13
Coding region: 272-2881 (869 amino acids)
Biological process (GO): establishment of cell polarity involved in ameboidal cell migration; angiogenesis; regulation of cell migration
Cellular component (GO): cytoplasmic vesicle; bicellular tight junction; plasma membrane
Source: RefSeq, a predicted model, not a curated record
AAUCCCUUUGUCCUGCAAACACCGAAAAAAAAUACUUUGGGGACCAGACAGUGAAGAUCUGCUCAGUGAAUAUGCUCCAUGCAGUCCAAAUUGGCCAUUAGAAGAAAGUGGUUAUCUGUAUGAACAAAGACCCUACGGAGAGCAUGAAUUGUAUCUCAAAAGGCACGAACAUUUCCCGAUAAGCAACGAGGAAAUCAAUGCAACUGAGGAAGGUGUGGAGCCAUCUUUCAGCCACUUACCCACAAACCUCACCUGGACUCCAGAAUUUGAAAUGAGAGGUUCAGAGGAAGUAGCAACAAGAACAGUUUUGCAGCGCCUAAUCCAGGAGCAGUUAAGGUAUGGGAAUCCGAAUGAGAACAUGAACCUGCUGGCAAUACAGCAGCAAGCCACAGGAAGCACAGAACCAUCCAAUAGUACCGGGAGCACGGUCUCUUCCACUGAGAACCUCAUGCAGGAAGAGCCGCAAAUGGUCCGCCAGUCAGCACGCCAGGAACCUCAAGGGCAAGAGCAUCAGGUGGACAACAGUGUAAUGGAGAAGCAGGUACGGGUCACUCAACCGCAGCAGAACAUUGAAGAGCUACCAACUUACGAGGAAGCCAAAGCACAGUCCCAGUUCCUCAGAGGUCAGCAACAAGCAACCGCCGCCCCUGGUUUCUAUGUUACAGAAGUUGUCAAUCAGAAAGCAAGAACAGAGGGGAGACCCACAGUUAAUCGAGCGAGCGUUGGCCAGGCACACAAAGAUGAAGCACUUAAAGAACUUAAACAAGGUCAUGUUCGUUCACUCAGCGAGCGGCUAAUGCAGCUUUCCCUGGAGAGGAAUGGUGUUAAGUCCCAUCCUCCUGUCUCAAACAACAGCUUUCCUUCUCAUCAUGCCAGCAAAACCUAUAAGAAUGGAGGACAUGGCACUGCUCCACCCUCUCCAAAGGGAUUAGACCCACGAGGCCCACCACCAGAAUACCCUUUUAAAGGCAAGCAACUGUUGCCUGCACUUAACAAGCCUCAGGACCAUGGGCACUUUUACAAUGAUCCACACUCCAGAAUGCUGCAAGAAGUAGCCAAACCAUACCAAGCAACUCAGACAAUUAGACAGGAAGCAACCAUCCUGCGAUAUCAGUCACCCCCAGAAUAUGGAUCAGCCAGGCAAUGUCAGGCAUCUUUCCAGCCCCUGCCCUUGCAGCACCACAGCCCCAUGUCUUCCCUGUGCUGUUCAGAAAAGAACACAAUGCAACCAGCACUUGUGGUGGCACCAUUACCCCACCUGCCCCAGCCCCAGCCAGCCGCCUUGCCAAGUCAGCAGCUGCCAGCCGAUGCCAUCGCAAUCGUGGCACGAGCUCAGCAGAUGGUGGAGAUAUUAUCAGAAGAAAACCGUGCCUUACGCCAGGAGCUGGAGGGCUUCUAUGAAAAAACUGCUAAACUACAAAAGUUUGAAAUGGAAAUCCAGCGGAUCUCAGAAGCCUAUGAGAACCUAGUGAAGUCCACCAACAAACGAGAGACUUUGGAUAAAGCUAUGAGGAACAAACUGGAAGGGGAAAUUCGAAGACUCCAUGACUUCAACAGGGACCUAAGAGAUCGCCUUGAGACUGCCAACAGGCAGCUGGCCAGCAGAGAGUACGAUAGUACAGAAGAUAACAAGACAACAGAGGGCCAUUAUAUAACACAGAACAAAGAGCACUUGAAGGAGAAGGAAAAGUUGGAAAUGGAACUAGCUGCUUUGCGCUUAGCCAACGAGGACCAGAGAAGGCACAUUGAAAUCUUGGACCAGGCUCUGAAUAACGCCCAGGCAAAGGUGGUCAAACUGGAGGAGGAGCUACGGAAGAAGCAGGUGUAUGUGGAGAAGGUGGAGCGACUGCAGCAGGCCCUGACGCAGUUACAGGCGGCCUGUGAAAAGCGGGAGCAGCUGGAGCGGAGACUACGCACACGGCUGGAACGGGAACUGGAAUCUCAUCGAGUGCAGCAGCGGCGCGGUGGCUCCCAGAUGACUAAUGUUCCUGAGUACAACGCACCAGCACUUAUGGAGUUACUGCGGGAAAAGGAGGAACGGAUCCUGGCCCUGGAGGCUGACAUGACAAAGUGGGAACAGAAGUACUUGGAAGAAAGUGCAAUGCGCCAUUUUGCCAUGGACGCUGCUGCUACAGCCGCUGCUCAGAGGGACACUACUAUAAUAAGCCACUCUCCAAAUGGCAGCUACAAUGACAACUCAUUGGAAGCACGGAUGUGGAAGGAAGAAGAGGAAACAAAUCGGAGGAUUCAAGAUUUGGAACACAGCAGGGUAUCUGAAGUCACCGGCUUCAACUGCAUCUCUAACAGAAUCAAGAACCUCCAUGCACAGCUAAUUGAGAAGGACGCCAUGAUUAAAGUGCUACAGCAGCGUUCUCGCAGGGAGCCAGGGAAGAUAGAGUCGGGGUCUCUGCGAUCUGCCAGGUCAGUCUCCUCUAUCUCAGGAGGCUCUGGGCUGCACUCUCGACAGACAUCGCUGACCAACAGUCAACCAGCAGAAGAUAAAAAGGAGGAAAAGAACUGGAAAGGAAGUGCGGGGUUGCUUCAAAUGAAAGACAAUCAAGAAAACUCUUCACGCUCCUCACUCCAAGUAUUCACACCCUCAGCCACAGUGAUUUCCACACAUGUUAAAACAGGCAGUAAAGACAAUAGCACUCAGACGGAAAAGAGUCCUGAGCCGAUUCGUCCGAGCAGCGCACCGGCCCAUAGCAGAGGAAGGCUGAACAGCAGCCCUGUUGUGAGGCCUAAAUCGGCCCGUGGGAAUCGAGAGAAGCCAGAGGUUUCCAGCUUUCAUAUCAAGAUGCACGCCAGCAGAGGAACAAACAGCAGUUUUUUCCACAAAGCCGAUUUCCCAGAUGGAGAUGUGGUGGAGAUCCUCAUUUAAAAGGAGACUUUGGAGUUGCUCAGCCUGUAAAAGAGUGAAGCUUGCACUAAGGACUGGAGAAACGUGGAGAGUAUGGAUUUGCGGAGGUUAUGAAAAGCGAGUCUGAGGAAAAUGAUAAGAGGAUGUUUUGGGAGGGUUUCAUUUUGGUUUCUGAAAUGCCAGAUUAUGAAAAGAAUUUUGUGUCUGGAUACAUUCCCAAGUGGAACACAAUGUCAAUUAGUUGGUUAUGUUAUGAGGAGAGAGGGGGGACCCAUGUCAUGUGGGUGAGUUUUUUGGAAUGUAUUUCUAUGGAACUGUAUUCUCAAAGAUACGAAACAAAAAGCACAAUAUUCUGAGCACCCUGUAUUUUGAAUCAGUCUCAUUAUACCUAUGCACUUAUUUUCUACGUGUAUAUAGCAGUUAUCAGUGUUUUAUGGCUCUUUUUGCACUUCUUUGGAAAGCAAUGACCAUGUGUACACAGUACACAGUAAAAGUAGAAACUCUAUUGCUUUUCUAUUGGAUUGCAAUCUAAUUGUGUAGGUUUUGUGAUGUAAGACAAAGGUAGACUGAAAAAAAAACAGCCUGCCACAGUUGUGCAGUGCAAGCUUCUUGUCAACAGCAGAAUAUUACUGGCAUAUUUUUUAAGGAGUACACUAUGAAAUGUUCAGUCCUCUCUGUGAAUUCUAAGAUCAGUACAAACAAAUGGCAAUGACUGGGAUGGCCACUAAUUAAGUAAUAUGGGUAUCAUGGAAUUUUGAAGGCAAGCAUGAAAGUCAUACACAAUAAUAGUAUCUCACAACAGAAAUGUUUCCAGUAUAUUUGUGUUACGUGCAGUACAUUGUGUUAAGUGAAAGAUAAAGAACAAAAAUGCAGGAUAUCAAAAACACAAGCACAAGUCAUGUCCUACUGAAUCAUUCAUAUUGUUGCUUAUCUCUCUAUUACUGACCACUAAUGGUGUAAUGAUGAGGACAACAAAUACUGCAUGAUGUAAUAAACAGCCAAUUUCCACUAAUUCUAGUUGGGUAAUAUCAUACACAAAGAAGAUGACAGGAUUUUGUUUGUAAAUACUGGCUGCUUUGGGGCACUAUAUAAUAAUAAUGGUGAUAGUCAAUACAGAUCAUAUUAUUGAUGAAUAAUCCAGGUCAGGCUUAGACUUUCUAUGCAGAUCAUGGAAUGAACCAGUAAUUAAUAUUAAUUAUAUUUAUAAAUUGUUCCAGGUCUUCACACAGAGUCCAGUUAUUCUCUGUUUUCCAGUGUACAAGUUGCUGUUCAAAUCCUCACUUAAUCAGAACCAGGCCUAGUGGGUGCAUUUACUCUGGAGAUUUUUUCAGUAAAACUGUACAGUAUUUAAAUUAAGAUGGAGAUUUCUGGUAGGUUGCAGACCCUUUUGAUGGCAAUUAACAAAUCAAAGCCAGAUGUUCUUUGGCUCAAGCAGCAGCUGGACACAGUUUGUUAUUCCCUGGCCCAUUGUAUUGCACGCCGCCGGUCUUGUGUACAGUAACUAUCCGUCUGGUGUACUCUGCCUGGUUGGUAUUACUGAUUGGUGUCGUUUGUGGGUCCAGCUGAGUCUUCAUUACAAAAUGCAGGCUGAAUCCAGUCUACCCAGCUGAGCUCACGUAACUGGACAUAGGUACUUCAUAAACAGCUCUGAAAUAAUCCAACACUUUUUCAGGUAAGUUUCUCAGCUAUCAGCUAUGCCAAUUUUAUUUUAAGACAAAUAUACAACACAGAUUGCACACCAUUAGGAAAUACAAAAGCCCUUAAUUUUAAAAUUGUAAAAAAAACUCAACCAAAUCAAAUCAUACACAACAGUAUUUAUUUGAUAAGCAUAACAAUUUAGUAACUGAAACUGUAGCCUCAAUAACUAAUUGGAGAUUUUCUUUUCUUUAAAAAUAGUGGGGGUGGAGAGGAGGUAAAUAGCUGGAUUUUUUUUUGCCUUUGUGCAGUAUUCAGAAGGUCAUGACCUUCAAGUUUGUAAGUCAAUCAUCCAGCCAAUUUGUACAUCAGUACAUAAAGUACAAGACCAUCGCUGCUUAAAUAAUGAUUAAUCAUCAUGUAACACUUGAAUAAUAAAGAGGUGCUGAUGUCUGACUGUGCCAGAUAAUGAGAUCUACAUGCAGUUUUAUACCAGCAACUUAUCUGUACAUUUGAGCUAGCAUUGCAAGAACAUUUCAGCCAUGGUCACUGUUCUCUGUGAAUUUUAUACUCUUACAGCAUUACAUAUUUAGAUAUUUAUUGAAAACAAAACAUUAAAAGCAGAAAAUGCGGGUGGGAGGUGUUCAGGGAGUCAUAAACAAAUGAUUUAUUAAGUGUCCCAACUCCAGAACAAGCAGGUGAGAGGGGGCAUGAUGGUUUGACAUACAAUGGGUUUAAUUUUGGAGGAUUUCUUUAUCAAGAAAUACCACAAAAUAAAUCUCCCAUUUUCCACCUGAAAAGCUUGGGUUUGAGUCAAACCAACUGAUCAAAAAAAAACUUACUUUUUCUUUGAUCAGACGAGUGUCUGACUUGCAUUUGUAUUACAAAACAUUUAUCGCACUGGAGUCUGGAAUCACUUCACAAUAUGAAAAUUAGAAAUAGAGGGAAUGUUAUGUCAGAAAUCACAGCAGUUAAUUUGCAUCAGGCACAUCAAGGACAACAGUGAGGUGAGCAGCCAAUUCAUCUGAAUUAUUUGGUGCCAAUUUGGUUGAUGGAAACAUAUCAGAUGAAAGUUAUCUCUCCUGCCUGUAAGAUCCUAGGUCGAAUGAGUAUAAGUAGAAGCUCAACUACAUUUUUAGCAACUGCAGGUCCACAGGACAGAACUAGCCAUAGGUGGGUGUCAGCCUCAGAGAGCUGGUGUGUGACAGACCGAUGAAAUGAGGGCUGGAGAUAAGGCACAUAUAUUAGGAGAGAAAUUCUCCUUGGACUUGACUUGGAAUUUUUGCCUAGCGUUAAAAACAUGCAUAUUUUCGAAAAUUCUUAAAUUCAGUCUUAUGUUUGUGGCUUAUUUUUCUAAGGUCUACAGAAAACUAACUGCAAAAUUAAGACUGAAUUUAAUAAUGGUACAAAAUGUGCAUGCUGUAAAAUGCUAAGGAAAGAGUCAUGAAGCAUAAACCCAGUUGGAAUUUCUCUCCUAUAGUAAGUGUAGAACACAUAUAGAGCUCUUAGUCUACAGCUGGCUGGCUUAUACCUAGUCUGGGAGUGCUUGUCCAGAACAGACUGGGUAUAUUACCCUUCACUGUGUUCAGCUGUGCUCUGUAAUUAAAACUCAGCAGGAACUAGGAAGAGCACCUUUGAAUUGGAAACAGAAAUGGGAAGAACUACAUUAGAUGUAAGCUGUAAUUACCCUGCCCAAGUCCGGCAUUGAUUGGUCUGGUGUUGUUGCUGGCAAUGGCAGUCUGAAAUGAGAAAGUGUUCCAUUUCCCAAUGCAGACAUACUUAAUGAGCAUUAGAUUCAGCAGAGUAAACAUUUUCACUAAAAAUAAUUAAAUUUCCAACCCCUAGAAUAUAGUGCAGUAAGUAUUUCCAAAAAUUGAGAACUGUAGUAGUUUUCAAAACAGACACAGUCAUCUAUUAAAUUACAGUUAUACAGUAGAUGGUCAUCUAGCACUUGGAUUGGCCUGUCAUUUCAGGAAUAUAGAAUUUAAAAAGUAUAUAUUUUAUCCAUCAAACAUAAGUUAUUUCAUGAUCCCUGACUCCUUAUCUUUGGCAUAUGAAGAGACAUUGUCCUAUUCCAUGUGGCAUUUGAUGGGAAACGGUGACUGACUUAAAAAGCUACUAAUACUGUAAUUCUGAUGUUGUUAGAGAAUAAACAAGAUUAGGCUUUAGAAAAAACUAACCAGGCAAAUGCAGCACAAUACGGUUUAUACAUGUAUAGCAUCUUUCAUGUUGAGAAGCCAUAUCAAGUGAUAUUUCUAACCAAUUUGCUACAAUUUGCAUGCUCUUUCACUAAUAUCAAAGCUUGCCUGACAUAGUGGUUAUAUUUUAAGAGAGAACAUCAAUUGCACAAAUAAUCUGAAUUUCUUAACUAUUGUAUUGAGGAGAGGUGCAGAGAGCUGAUGUUGGCUGUAACAUUGUACAUUUGCUAAUGUUUACCUUUUAAUUAUUUUGCUGAGUUCAUUCCAGACAGCGCUUUGGUUUUUCUUUGGAUGAUUUGUAAAAAUGUUUGUAUUGAUGGUACACUUAUGAACAAAACUAUUGUUAUAGAGGAGAAGGCAAUGGCUGGCCAGUGCUGUACAGGUGACUGAUCGUAUCAAGGGUAUGUUUUUGUACAGUAGUCAAUGAGGGAAAAAAAGGAUUUGAUGUCACAAAGUGAAUAACUAUGUAUCUCAACCAAAAUUUUUCUUUUGCUUUUUGAACUUUGGCUUUAAUAUUGUAUAUAAUAAAUGCACAAAUAUGCAGUAUGUUGCAUUAUUUCUUCCAAGAUAAUUUUAUUUGGUUUCCGCAGUGGCUCACUGAGUUUAUCCAGCAAGUAGCUGACCCAUGGAGGCUGGGAAAGUCCCAGAUUCAAAAUUCAGUUUGCACUGAGUUUGGCUGAGGAUGUCGGGAGAAGAUAGGAUUGGGCUUGACUUUCCCCUGUCUCAGUCCAUAUCCCAUGGUCAACUGCUAACAUCCACUGACUAGCCACAGUUAAUAAUAUGCAUUUGGUAUAGUGCCUUUCACCUCUGAAGG